GAUGGGAUGAGCGGGUGUGAGAGGGCGGCGGCGCUGGAGGCGCUCAUCUGGUGCCAGGGUAUCGACCAGCCGCCCUCGCUGUCGCCUGGACUGCUGCUGAGGGCGGCGGGACACGGCGGCUUCACUGCUCCGCCCAUCGCCCGCUACACCUUCGCCGACCCCUGGCCUGCCUGCCUGCUGGCCGAGGUGUUGGGGGUGCUGGCCCGCCGACUGCGCUGCUGCGUGGGGCUGCCGCCCGAGGCGGUGUUGGAGCUGGCAGGGGGGCUGGUGGCGGGGGCGCCGGGGGCGGGGGUGAAGGAGGCGCUGCAGGCGCUGUGGGACCUGGCGCCGGGUCCGCUGUCCGCUCGCUCCGCGCUGGCGCUGCUGUCGGCCCCGCUGCCGCCGCUGUGCCACCCGCCCGCGGCGGCCGCAGUGGAGGUGAAGGCGCUAGCCUGCCAGGCGGAGGCGGGCUUCCACGGACUGCAGGCCAUGUCCGCUUGCUGGCUAGGCGAGCACAUCAACAGCAUAGCGGGUGAGUAUGCCUGGAAGCCGCGGGAGGUGCGGGAGCAGCAGCAGCAGCAGAACGGGGAAGACGAGGAGGCGGGUAACCAGCAGCAACAGCAGAGCCUUAGCUCGUACAACAGCGAAGGCAACGGCAACGCGCAGCAGUACGGCAGCAGCACCAGCAGCAACAACAACGGUGGCUACUCUGGUGCCAACGGAAACGCGAAUGGAUUGCCGUCGGCCGUACGACAGGCCCCAGCUCUCUCAACAGCUGCUGCUGGUGCUGCUGGUGCGGGUGCUGGCGGCGCCUCCACCUCCUCCUGCUCUUCAGCGUCCGCGCUAUCUCGUCUAGCAGUGAGCUCUGUAGCACACAACCCGCUGCUUGCCAUGACGAUCACGCAGCUGCAUAGGGCCCUGUUGACAGGCCCCUCUGUCGUUCGAGUCUCAUGCGCCCAGGCGCUCGCAAAGAUUGCCGUACGAUCAGGCGAACCCUACCGCAUCCAGUGCUACAGCCUGCUAGCAUCGCUGCUGGGUCGAGCAGGCGGCUCCGCUGCUGCCGCCCCUUCCCCGCCUGCUGCCUCCUGCUGCUGCCCCUCUCCUGCUGCCCUGUUUGACCCGCUUGGAGUGGCUCCGGUGGCGGCUCCAGCGCUUGAGGUGCUAGAUGCCAUGUACGCGGGCGAGGUGGUGCUGGAGCGGCACAUCGGCCAGCACGGCCCCCGCGCCCGCGACUGGCCCGCCCCCGCGCUGGCCUCCCUGCGACGGCGGCACGAGUGGCUGCUGGGGGUCAUCGCAUGUGCCGUGUGUGCGGUGCCCCGGGAGCUGUUCCUGCCGCUGGGGCCGCGUAGCAAGAGGCUGCUGUUCCCAGACGAGAAGGAGGAGGCGGAGGAGGAGGCGCGUGCAGCAGCAGCAGCCGCAGCCGCAUCCGACCAGCAGCAGCAGCAGCUAGCUCCCGGCGAGUACGACAACCAACAGCAGCAACAGCAGUACUACGACGAGUACGGGCAACCGUACCAGUACGACUACAGUACGGCAGAGCAGUACGAUUAUGGGGAUUACUACGGGCAGGAGGGGCAGCGCGGGCAGGAGCAGGGGGGGCAGCAACUGGUGGAUCAGCAAGACAGGUACGAUUUCUCCGGCUCCAAGGCCUCCGCCGCCGCCGCCGCGGUGGAGCUGCAGUGGGGCGGGGAGCAGGCGGGCGGGUACGAUAACACGGAUGCCACGUCGGAUGCGUCAGCGGUGGCUGAUGCGAGGCCGGGAGUGGUGCUGUACUCCUUUACCGCGGAGUUGGAGGAGGAGGUCUCCGUUACCGCCGGCGACUCCGUUCGUGUGCUCCACGACCUGGGCGAGUGGUUCCAAGUUGCAGCGCCCGGCGGGCAGUCGGGGCUGGUGCCUGCCUCCUACGUGCAGCUGCUGGACGAGGGGGGAGGCAGGGAGCGGGACACAGCGGCCUCGGGGGCGGGAACUGGGGUUGGGGAUGGGGCGGGAUCCGCAGGAGGCGCUGGGGCAGGAGCGGGUGUUGGGGGCAGCGGUGGCAGCAGCAUGGGCCGGCCGUCGGGGCCGGGCGUGCUGCAGCCCGCGUACAGUUAUGCGGAAAGCCAGCAGAGCGCCGGGACGGUUGCGGGAGCGGCGGGAGGAGGAGGAGCGACGUCGGAGUACUAUACGUAUCAGUACGACAAUGCAGAGUAUGACGUGGCAGGAAGUAGCGCUGGCGGCGGCGGCGGUGGCGGCGGAGGAGGGGAGUAUGAGUCAUACUAUGGGGAGUACGGCACGUCAGGGUACGGAGGUGGGGAUCAGUACGGAGGCGGGGCGUACGGCAGUUCCGCGUACGGCGGAGGCGGCGGGAUGUACGGCGGUGGCGGUGGAGAUUACGGCGGCGGCUCAUCAAGCGCUGCUGCUGCUGCCGGCACGGGGCGCGGGGGUGGCAAGAAGGGCGGCUUUGGAGGUUUCGACGACUUUGGUUCCGUGCUUGCGGAAGCAAAGACCGCCGCCGCCGUCGCU
Messenger RNA from Astrephomene gubernaculifera, 2481 nucleotides. The record is from the annotation of a GenBank genome assembly. NCBI's taxonomy places the organism in Eukaryota, Viridiplantae, Chlorophyta, Chlorophyceae, Chlamydomonadales, Astrephomenaceae.